AAGCGGAGCGGAGCAUGCGGGGCCGCGGCUUCCAUCGGCGGCGGGGCCGGCAUCGCGCUCCUCGGACAUGAAGCGACCACCGGGAGCUCCAGUGAUUAGUGCAAAGCUAGCUGCACAUAAAAUCUGUGGCAAGGAGCACUGGAAGACAUCUAAGAGACAGUGACCAUGUCUUUAAACUGGUGGACAAUUCCUGCUCAACUUGGAGUUUUUAACGUGAACUGCAAAGGACUGGCAUGCCUCUUGGUCUUCACAGUGAGUGUUUGUGGCAGUGCCCCAGGGAUGUGUCCAACAGCCUGUGUGUGUGCCAGUGAUAUCGUGAGCUGCACCAGUAAGAAUCUCUCUCGAGUACCAGGAAAUCUUUAUAAAUGUAUGAAAAGGCUGGAUCUGAGUUAUAACCGAAUUGGAGCUUUGGAGCCUGAGUGGGUACCAGUGCUGUUUGAGAAACUGAACACUUUGAUAAUCAAUCAUAACAUCAUUAGCAGCAUUAGCACUGGAAGCUUUUCCACAAUCCCAAAUCUGAAGUACCUAGACUUGUCAUCCAACAGCCUGAAGACGCUGGGCAGCCCUGUUUUUCAAGAGCUAAGGUCACUGGAGAUUCUUCUGCUGUACAACAAUCAGAUAGCACAGAUAGACUCUUCUGCCUUUGGAGGAUUGUACAAAUUACAGAAACUGUACUUAAGCUAUAACUUGCUCUCGCAUUUCCCACUGGACUUGUACACUGGAAAGUAUAAACUGACAGACCUUGUGUUGCUGGACGUUUCCUUUAAUCACAUUCAGUUGAUGCCUAUUCAGCGCCUGAGUUCAGUGCCAGCCAGACAUCUUAGUGGAAUUUAUCUUCACGGCAACCCAUUUUAUUGUGACUGUAUGCUGUACUCCAUGCUAAUCUUUUGGUAUCAAAGGCACUUCAGCUCAGUGGUGGACUUCAAAAAUGAAUACACUUGUUUGUUGCGAUCAGACCCAAAAGGUUACAAUAAACUGCCUUUACUGCUUGACAACUUUCUGAAUUGCUCUGAAAGCAUGGUCAACAGCUCUUUCCAAGCCUUUGGGUUUAUUCAUGAUGCGCAGGUUGGUGACAGGCUGAUUGUUCAUUGUGACAGCAGAAUCAGUGAUGCGGGCACACACUUUGUUUGGGUUAGCCCAGACAAUAGAUUGCUGGAGCCAGAUAGGGAAACUGACAACUUUAAGGUGUUUCGUAAUGGCAGCCUGGAGAUAGCAGAUGCCCAGCUAGAGGACUCAGGGCUGUACUCCUGCAUCGCAAUAAACAAGAAAAGACUAUUAAAUGAAACCAUAGAGGUUAGAAUAAAUGUUAGCAAUUUCACAAUGAACAGAUCCCACACUCAAGAAGCAUUUAAUACAGCUUUUACCACCCUUGCUGCCUGUGUAGCCAGCAUUAUUUUAGUACUGCUGUAUCUUUAUCUGACCCCUUGCCCAUGCCAAUGUAAGGCAAAAAGGAGGAAGAGGAAGCAGAACCAAAGCAGUGUCCACUCAUCCAUACUGACUUCCACACCACCACGAGAGCUGCCAGCUGACGAGAAGAAGGCUGUAAAACGGGUGGUUUUUCUAGAACCUGUGCACGAACCAAAACAGGGUCAGAAUGGGAAAGUAAAACUCUUCCCUAAUGACAAUAUCGUUGCUGAGAGUAUCUUAAAAACUACUCGAACAAAAUCCGACUCUGAUUCUGUCAACUCUGUGUUCUCAGAUACACCUUUCAUGCCAUCAACUUAGUUUGCUGCCUGUGUUUGUAUUGUGCAGUUAUCUUUCUGAAUACCUCCUUUGCUUGUAGCACUCAUCAGGAAAAAUAAAGAGAUAAAAUGUUUUAAAAAUAA
This is a messenger RNA of Pogoniulus pusillus (Red-fronted tinkerbird), 1826 nucleotides long. It is a transcript of the gene AMIGO2, whose product is annotated as adhesion molecule with Ig like domain 2. Gene Ontology annotation, molecular function: protein binding. Bases 166 to 1725 code for a protein of 519 amino acids. Gene Ontology annotation, biological process: brain development. Lineage: Eukaryota; Metazoa; Chordata; Aves; Piciformes; Lybiidae. Gene Ontology annotation, cellular component: membrane. The transcript is spliced from 2 exons. The record is from RefSeq and is a predicted model, not a curated record.